Messenger RNA from Phycodurus eques (leafy seadragon), 6095 nucleotides. RefSeq names its product nerve growth factor receptor a (TNFR superfamily, member 16) (gene ngfra). The transcript is spliced from 6 exons. Gene Ontology annotation, molecular function: death receptor activity; nerve growth factor binding; coreceptor activity. The record is from RefSeq and is a predicted model, not a curated record. Gene Ontology annotation, cellular component: cell surface; plasma membrane. Gene Ontology annotation, biological process: Rho protein signal transduction. Lineage: Eukaryota; Metazoa; Chordata; Actinopteri; Syngnathiformes; Syngnathidae. Bases 164 to 1291 code for a protein of 375 amino acids.
GAGAGAGAGGGGGACUCAUUUCUCCUCCUCUUCCUCUGCAUUGCACUUGCACCCCGAGCCUCAUUCCGGACAGGACACCCUGCUCCUCCUCCUCUUCCUCCUCUUGAUGCUCCAGUGGACUUACUGAAAGAGAGAGAAAAGAAGAAAUUACUUUGGGAUAAAGAUGGGAACCUCUUCUUCCUCCUCCUCAUUUUUUCAGACAACACACGCAAACAGGAUGACUUCCUUUCCCGCACUUGUGAUCAUGUACACCCUGGUGGCGUCGGCGGCGUCCAAGAGCGAGCGUGUGGUGCAGCUGCCCUGCGAAUCUGGCCAGUACACCAAAGACGGCGAAUGCUGCCACGAGUGUCCGCCCGGCGAGGGCGUGGUCAGGCCAUGCGGCGCCAAGCAGACCAUCUGCGCGCAGUGUCUCGACAGCGAGACCUUCUCCGAGAAUUACAGCCACACCGAGGAGUGUCGAGCGUGCACCCAGUGCACAGGCCUGAUGCGCAUGGAAACCCCGUGCACAGACUCCAAUGAUGCCAUCUGCGUGUGCCGCUAUAACUUCUACUUUGACGCAUUAUCGGGACACUGCGAGCCAUGCACCGUGUGCCCGGCCGGCGAAGGCGUGUUCGCCCACUGCGACCACGACCACGACACGGUGUGCGAGGAGUGCGUGGACUUUACCUUCUCAGACCGCGACAGCUCACUGGACCCCUGCCUGCCCUGCACCAUCUGCGACGACGAGACCGAGAUCCAGCUGGCCCACUGCACGCCUGUCAGCGACUCGGUCUGCCACAAUCCCCUGCUGCCCACCUACUUCCCAUCCAUCUCCUCUGAGACAGAACCGACGUCACUCGCAUUCACCAACUACUUCCUCCUUGAUGGUUCCGAGGGCCCGUGGCCAGGCGGCGAGACCACCACACCCAGCGCCGGCGCGCCGCGCUUCCUGGGCCACGGUCUGAACGAGAACCUCAUCCCCAUCUACUGCUCCAUCCUGGCCGCCGUGGUGGUGGGCCUGGUGGCGUACAUUGCCUUCAAGAGGUGGAACAGCUGCAAACAGAACAAACAGGCGGCCAACAACCGUGCUGCGGCUGCGGCGGCGGUGACAAACAACCAGACGGUGACGCCGGAGGGCGAGAAGCUGCACAGUGACAGCGGAAUCUCUGUCGACAGUCAGAGUCUACAGGAACAGCAUCAACAGGCGCAGGCCGACGUACAGGCUCAGCCACCGCGGUCACGCACACAGGAGCAGAUAGUGGUGAGGGUGGACGACGGUCCUGAGCUCGUCACACCUCCUCCAGAAGUCUGAGGAAGAAGAAGAGGAAUGCCACUUAAAACGGUGCUUCUUCAGCAGGGGGGCUACCUGGACUUGAAAUUGGCCCCAAAGACUUGCCGUAGAUGGACCUCAAAAUUGACUCUUCAUCUCUGCAUGCAGAGUCUCAUAGAACCACGUGCCUGGACUCUUAGCGUAUCGACUUAUGUAGAUUUAAAAAAAAAAAAAAAAGUGCAUCUUAGCAAAUACUCCACAAGCUAAUUUUCUCGACUAACUCCGUUUUUUUUCCCCCAUCAGCUCCAUGACAAAUUAGCCUUGAAACCCACCCGUGCCUGGAAGGUCCGACUCAUGCCAGACUUGCUUUUUGUUUUUUCGAGACACAAACAUCCCAUUGUUGUGGUGACCGAACCACUUCUGCUAAACUUCCUCACGCGUACCUCCUGUAGGGCCUAACUUUCCUUUUUCUGUAAUGCUGACUCAGCAGGGUCUGUUUUUUGCUGAACGAGCGAUGCCUUCGGAUGCGGCGUGACAACAGCAGUGACCCCCGAAUGCAGCACUGUGCUUUUAGUUGAGUGGACUCUCAGAAGGUGAACAUGAUGUGUUAAAGGACUCUCUCUGACCUUUAAAAAGUUUCAUAGUUUUUAAAAUAGUGCAGAUGUACAGUUACAAUUGCACAAAGUUCAGCUAACCUUACCUUUGAAUAGAAUAGCCUUAAUUGUAAUUUUUUGGAAACAAAAUUUGGGGGUGCUCCCUCGGAGCUACAGUGCACAACAGGAUUUACAUUUUGAUGAAUACCACUUUCGAUCUUUUUGAAGUUUAUUCUCCGUAUGUAAAAAAUACAAAACAUACCGUAUACAGUAAUCCAAAUGUAAGGAGCUCGCCCUGUUGCAAAUAGCAAAUAUUUGGAAAAAAUUGCCCACCCCUCCAAAACGUUUGCAAUUGCCUAUAGAUGCCACAAGAUGGUGACAAAGCACUACUUUUGUAUCAAUGAAACUCCUCAACUCUAGUCAACAGAGUUCCAUGGCACCAGGAUGCAACAAGAUGGUGGCAAAGCACAAAAUUUUCCUCAAAAUUAACAAUAACAAGUAACAAUAACAAAUCAAUAACGAAUAGGUAAGAAAAAAAAAAUCUGACAAUGUGAAUUUGUGGAUGCCGAAACGAUAAAAUGCUGCGGGUUCACUAUUAGCGGGAAAUUAUCUCAUUCUGGGAUUCCUUGACAUUUUCACCAUUUUUACCAGAAAUUUUAGGUCAAAUUCACCCGAAACGUUUGCGUUGCCAGGAUUCACGUUUUAAUUUAAUUAGAUUUUUUUAAUACUCAAAACCUGAAGGGGGCAGUGUUAUCUGGGAUGCCAUCGUGCUAACACAACUGGGCAGGAGAAGUGAGUGUCGGGUGUUAAACUUGACACCCUUGUUCCAUCUUUCCAAUAUUCAUUUUCACGCUACGACCAACAACAUAUGGCGCAAUCCAGCAAUUCUUAGAAGUUAGCAUUAACGGGCACUACCAUCUUUCACACAAAGAUUUUCGUUAAAAUUGGGCGGGAGACGUUAGUGUUCCUUGUGAAACUACGAAACCCAGUUCCGCAUUUCAACUUUUACACAGCCACUCCUCUCCGACCAAAGUCAGUCAUUUGAGGAAAAUUUAAUUUGAAUCUGUAUGUAGUGUCGGUGCUUUUGAUACAGAACAGAAACCCGGGGCUGAAAAUUCAUUGCUUUCAGGCCAAAUUUACACCAGAUUACAUUUUUUUUGCUGUUCCCUUUUACACAGUCAUGUUGCAGGUUGCCUUUGCACAGGAUACAUUUUACAGAAACGCUUUCUGCAUCCUUCACCCACUCAUCAGGUGUGUGUGUGUGUGUGUGUGUGUGUGUGUGUGUGAGACAUUCUCUGUCUUAUCCACACAAGCAGCUGCUGACAUUUACUGUAUGGACACGCUGAUAUGAAAGACUUCACCUCAAAGGCAACCUUUUAUCACUUUAAUGUCGACCCCCUUCAGUAACGUAUAUAAAUACCUUUUUAAAGAUCAAAGAAUUGCACCGUAAAAGGUAAAGUGAGACGAAUAAUUUUGGGGGGUAAUAUAAUAGCUGUUAGAGUAUCAGUAUUGUAAGUUACAAUGCAUUUUAACCUGGCGGUGAGCAGGCAUCAAUCAUCAUUGGACGAGGUACAAGUCAGUCAUUACAAAAGCCUGACCAAUUGGUGAUGUCGUGGCCCUUUUGAAGUUGUUCAGUUUGGUUUACGUUUGGCUCCCAUUUUCAACGUGUUGUUUUGCAGUUGUUGCCUUGUUAGACAAAUUAAAUGUAAAUUCAGAGAAAGUCAGACAGUAAUAUAAUUACAGUGAAUGCCCAUCUAUCGCAGGGGAUAGGUUCCAGAUCCACCCGCCAUAGGUGAAAAUAUAGAGACCAUAGAAAAAAAAUAUUUUUGCUAACCGUUUUACCCGCUCCCACACACUUUAAACACAUUUAACAUUGUUGGCACACUGUCGCUCAUGCAGUUCUUUCAAUAAAGAGACAAAGGGUGCUUGCUUCGAGCUAGUUAUUUGUCACUCCCAGUUGAAGUUGAAUGAAAACCUGAUAAAACAAAACAAAAAUUAAACAUUGUAUAAUGCAAACAAUAUAAUUUCAUCGAACAAAAGUCUGCUCGCUUAAUGUUAAGCAAAUAUGUUACUAAAUUAUAAACCUUCAAACAACCUCUACUUUAACACACACUGAGCAACAACACGUAAACAGAGCAUACGACAAUAUUCGCAAGCAUACAGUAUAUUCAUACUGCUCUGUGGGACCAAUGACUAUUACUGGAGCUCUGUUGGGUACCUUUUCUGUCUCUUCUUCAUGCUCUUAAUUACACUGCAUCUCUUCCAGUGCCGCGAUACGUGGUACUUCACUGAAGUCACACGAUUAUAAAUUUGGACUUGCCUGUAUACUGUAAAACCCAUUAAAAAAAAAACACUUUUAGAAAUCUGCGAUAUAGCGAGUGCGCAAACGAUGAACUGCAAUACAUCGCGGCAAUACUGUAAUGAUCAAUAUCCAGCGCAGUAUAACUAACCUGUCCAGCACUGCUGAUGAGCUUGCAGUCUAAAUAGUGAGCUAACACGCUGCAGAGUGAGUCAUUAAAUGGGUCACAUAGCUGCCAACAUAUCCCAACAAUGAACCUUCUGCUCCUUUAUUUCUGACAUUGACUUGUGAUUCAUGCAUGUCUGUGGACAAGUUGGAGGCCAACAAGUAGCGGCCACGUGCGUGCGCGCACACACGAGACGGCGAUAUGAAUAACACUCUUGUCGAGAGGCAGCGUGGGCAUGAUUCAUCCGCAUCCUGGCUGUGGCAUUCAAGCAGAAGGUGUUACAGUGUUGAGUGGUGAGCCCAGUUUAAAAAAACAAAAAUAUAUUCAAUAAAAAAUGCCACGCCCGCCGACAGCUUCAAAAUAAACCUUAUAUCAUCUGUGGCUCAGCUGCUUGUGGUGUAAAAAUGUGAACACUAAUACAAAUGGCAGCAAUAAACAAAUUAUGGGAUUUUUGAAAGAUGUCGUCUUUUCAUGGUUCUCAGCAACAGUCUGACAACGACGCUCAAACUUUGUGUCAAACUGCGUUCAGGGACCUUAGCAAAAGACGGACUACAAUUUUCUCCUAUUUGAGGCAAGGUCUUUCCCAUAAUACUAUACUACAUUCACUUAUAACUAUUUUUACGAAACGAUUGGAAUCUGGCAGAUUUUUUUUUUUUUUUUUUUUUUUUACAAAUGAUAACCUUUUUAUCCAGAUCCAUCUGCUCUUCCUGUGCUUACCCCCUCUUCAAAAUCUCACAGAAAUCGGUAUGGAGGUUUUCACGUAAUCUUUGUCCUCUGUUACUGAUGCUCGAUCUUUGCGUCAAAUCGUGGACGACAAUGCUGUCCCUUUGAAGUAAAAUUCUUCCAGAUAAAACGAAAACUAGAUUCAUGAAAAAUCGUCAUUUGGGUAAGGAAAAUGUCAAAAUACGCCCUAAAAUGAUCUAAAUGUCAAAAUAUGUCCUAAAAUCCCGCACCAACACUUUUUAGCAAGACCUGUACCAAAUCUUUACAUCUUCUCUUGAAAGCAGUUUCCACAUAAUCCUGCUAACAAACAAAAAACAAAAACAAUAAGACACAGCUACUUGUAUUGUAUUGUCUUUAUUGUAGAUCAUGUGGUCACCUGAUAGUUCUCUGCAGUCAUCCGAUACCAAAGCCCGAUCUUAGCAUCAAAAUGCGGUCAGAAAAAAUCUCAAUCUGGUAAAACAAUCCUGAAAACAAACAAACAAACAAACAAACAAACAAAAAAACGCAUUUACGUGCCAUUGAAAGAAAAGCCGCAUCAAACAAUGUAAUUUGGUGAGCAAAAUGUCUGCACCAAAAUUUGACAUCCUCGCAAAGCAAUUUGACAUACAUCGCAAUCAUCACAAAACACAGUCCCAGUUAGUCACUAAUGCUAGCACGUGACAUUUUAUCGUGCAUUAAAAGUGUGAUUGUUUUGCCACUGACGCUUUUCAUGUCUUUGUGUGACACAUUUUUUGUUCAAUGUUUUUGAAGCACUUAUAGAAUAUCACACUCAAAGAGUCGCACCGUAGUGCCUGCGAGCUUUGUCUUUUAUGUUUGUAGCUUUUUUGCCCCUCUUUUUUUGAAUGUGCAUUUUGUUUACAUGAUGGGGAGUAAAUAGAACGUGACAUGUGACUCUUCACUGUGAUUGUCUCCCAUAGUACAGUAUUAUAAUUAUUAUGACCACAAAGGGAUAUUUGUCAAUGUACUGACAGACUAAUAAUGUACAAUGCUUUGUGUAAAUGUGAAUUUCUUAGAGUUGAUAUUAAAUACAAAAACAAAUGGACAAAGUGUACUCAUGAAAUGAUC